Hypoxylon trugodes is the source of this 657-nucleotide messenger RNA. RefSeq lists its product as uncharacterized. The coding region runs from base 82 to 657 and encodes 191 amino acids. NCBI's taxonomy places the organism in Eukaryota, Fungi, Ascomycota, Sordariomycetes, Xylariales, Hypoxylaceae. The record is from RefSeq and is a predicted model, not a curated record. The transcript has 2 exons.
CCUAACUCAUUAUACUUGAAUCCACCCGAAUCGUCAUAACAAAUACUAUCUGUAGGUAGUUAAUACGCUGCCACCAUCAGGAUGAAGUUCAGUGUCAUCUCCUCCACGCUCCCUAUGGCACUGAGUGUCAGUAUACCCCGUGCUAUACCCACAGGUUCUUGGUUAAUUAGCAUCGAAUCAAGAUAUCCAUUAUAUCUAUUCGAUAUCAUUCAAGCCAACAAUGGUGGGUUCUGGUACAAUAAGGCACCCUCAUCUAACUGUCCGGACGAGGUGGAAGGUCUAGAUUGCUCAAAGUAUCCUGGAACCCAGACUGCUUUCAUUGAAGGAAGUGUAAAUGGCACUGUUUCUUUAGAUGUUGCCGUUCCUGGUGGCCAACAAGUGUACGUCGCCCCUGAUGGUGCCUUGUCCUACACCACCCCUCAUUCCGCCGCACUUCCCGAAGGAGCCAUCACCACCGGCUUCCAUCGCUACAGGAGUGAAACGUUCGGCGCCCCAAUUAUGUUGUCAUUUGCGGGAAAGAGCAUUGUUGCAUGCCCUAGUCCGGAGUCUAAGGACGUCUACCAGAUAUAUGUUGGUGGUACCAACGGUCAGAACUGUUCCUGGGUCAAUGUAUAUGCCGAAACAUCAAGUUCUGAUGCGUACGAAUUCACUGCUUAG